AACUAUACGUCCCUCUUUAUCAAGGGAAGUGGUGCGGAAAGGACUGAAGUAUACACCUGAAACACUCGCUCGGCGGAGCUUUAGCUACCUGCGGUUCACUUCCCACCCACCACCAGCUCAAACCACCAGCUGACCGAGUACUCAACAGGUAGAAGUAUCACGCACCGCUCUCCUAUUCGGAACAGCAUCGGACUUAAGUCAUCCGUUAAGUGGACUAACAAACUGUAUAUUGAUAUAAUAUCAACAUCAACAUGAUGAACACAUAAGUGAACGUGGACCAAAUACUGGCGAUGCUGAGAGAGCAGUAACAACGGAGACAGUUUUCGCUGACCCUAGUGGUCAACACUCCUGACGUUGGUUGGAUGGAUACACCCGGACAAUAGUGACCCGCUUUACGACCAUGCCCAGCUUCACAAUGUUAUCAGAGACGGAAAGUUCCAGUUCCGGAUCCGGCAGAAUGGAACGAAUAAAACCGGAAAAGAUACCACGACAAAGAGUGCAGAAAAUAUGGCGGAACGUCCGGUGGGCGACAGGGUUUCCAGACGAGACUGUUCACGUGGAGGCGAACGACAUCACUCCGCAUGUUGCCCUUCGUAAAGUCGCACUGUUAUUUGAGACAAAGAAAUACGAUGAAUGUGCUACCAUUAUAAGGAAAAUGAAUUACGUGACGUUGGGAAGUAUUCUGGCGGAGGUUCCGUUGGAGGUUCUUUACGACUCAAUGCCGUAUAGUCUAGCCAUUCUAGAGGCAUUGUACGUUAAACUAUAUGAGAGUAACAAUGAGAGCUUCCCAAAAGAUCAACUUUGUUUGGAUCAGUUGUUAAAAAGAAUGGUUGUGUGUUUUGCAAAACUAUCUCACAAUUCAACAAAAACGGAGAAGUAUGAUAUAAAAUAUUACCCAUCGUGUAGAAACAUUCUUCGAGUUGUUUUGUCCGUGGAACCGCAAGUCAAACGUCAAACGAGACAGAAAAGACGUGCGUUGGACAGGUGUCUUAAACACCUUGGCCGGCAUGGAUUGGUAGACUGCUCAAAUGGACAUCUCAUGCAGCUUCAUGACGCAAUGAAACUCCAACUGGAACAGAUAGUUUCGAACUACCGAAGUGCGUUACUGACACUUGACGAGCUUAGUCUGGUAACCACAAAACAUCCUGCCUCAAGCUCUGUUUCAUUCGGCAAGGCGCCAAGUGCUGCGAGUCAUCAGAGACUAAUGCAGAUGACUCGCACGGAUGUUCAAAGUCGAAUCAUUAAAAACAAAACGCUUUACAACAUUGUGGAGCCAACCCUUACCAACCAAUGUCUGAAAAAACUCAUGACAAUUCUAGAAAAAAGAAUUGAGUAUGAUAAGCUGGCUCUAUUUCACGACACUGAGCUGCGAAAAUUGUGUGAAGGGCUAUCUGAAGAAACGUCGAUGUGUAUGACCUUGAGGCUCUUUGCUGAAGGUUACGGCGUCGUGUGUCAGCUUUUGAAGGAAGUGUCAGAUGACGAGGAAGGUGUAUCGGAGGACGAUGGCGGUCAAUCGACGGACGAUGAGUUACUUUCACCAAUAACACACAUGGACCGGAUUAAAACUUUACCAGGACAGAUGAACGGUUUUCACAAUUACCGAGGAAGUGGAGGCAGCACCAGUCGUCUUCGAAAUGGGACGGGGAGGAAAAAUACAGGACUGAGGCCCUCUAUAAUAUCUGGUCCAUUUCCGGUGAAGCCGGAUCAAAAUGGCAUCCGGAAUGGACACGCCAACCUUGUUCCACACUCUCUACAGUAUACCGUCAUACCCGUGCUCAAUGGAGAGACCAAUCAUACUGCUUCAAAUUCUGACCACGUGGUUACAAACGGUAGACACGAAUCCGACCAGCAAAAACUAGAAAUUGAGAGGCUAGAACGGGAGGUUGAUCAUCUCCGAACGGAGUUACAAAACAGCAACGAAAUUAUUGAACGAUUACAGGAGAGAGAGGUGGAACUGAACACCAGGCUUGCCAAUGUUGCGCCGCCGUCCAUUGAAGAAACAGGAAACGGCUUUGCGCUGUCGCAGGAGUGGGUUGGACACUAUGCAGCGCUUUACUCCCACGGACGGCUCGAUGCAAUGGCGACAUUGGAUCGUCUGAAACCACUGGACAAUCUAAUGGCAUUGAAAGAUAAAAUCAUAUUCUCUGUUAUGGUGCUGGCGUUUCGGGCGACGCAACAAUCUGUUCAUGAAAUCCGCGGAAAACUACGCCAUCUGUUAAAUCUUCCCCAUCCGGAUAUCCGGUCCAAAGCACAGAUACCAGUUCAGCAGCAAAUGGACUGUCAAAUUGGACAAUAUCUCACCGCAACGGCUGAUAACUUUGACCUUUCUGACGUCAUUCAGGAGGUUUGUUCUCAAAUCUACGCGACGCUCUUUGAUUAUCCGUGCCUUAAGGAGUGUGACGGCCUCAGGGAUUACGUCACUUCCUGUGUCCGUGUUGCCUGGGGACUUACAGUUCAAAACCCUCCUUAUUUCCUAUCAUAUGACUCAAGAAGAUUCAACCCUAACCUCCACACGCGUGAAGAAACAUGUGGUAAUCAAAAUCAGGACAUUUUCUCAUUCACGUGGCCAGCGCUUACGGAGGGAUACGGUGGCCCCGUCGUGCACAAAGGAAUUGUGAUCACGUGAUACAGUGCCAGAGAGUUUUAAAACUUUUACUGAUUCGCGUCCUUGAAUAUAGCCAGGGGUUUGUACCGGAAGUACUAAUUGCAAUGCAAUCGAGUUUGUUAUUUCAAUGUGUAUCAUUGUUAGUAAACGUCAUUGCUACGAUUACAUCAUCAAAUAUGGACUUCUGUUAAUGUCGAUGCGUUGUUAUAUAUACACUUGAACCUACCAGAGUGAUAUUGACCGAGGGUACAGUCCGAUGUCGAUAUUUUCUCUCUCAGGUCCAUGUAACAACGUAUUAACAGCGAGAAAAAUCCCUAAUUUUAAGAUAUAACAUGUCAUGUCUUCAGAUAACGUGAUAUCCGGUCUAAAGUUAGAAACAUGAGAUCGAUAUGGUCACGUGCAAAACGAAAUUAGAAACAUGGGGUCGAUAUGCUAAAAUAUAUUGGCGAACCUGGGAUCAAGUAUUAGCUAAUUAGAAUGAAAGAAAAACAGACCAUAUGAGCUAUUGAUCCGUAACUGAAGAUAGCUAAUCGAACUUAUCGAAACAUCUUGAUUUUUAAGUUAUUUUUCAAUAUAUGUGUAUCGACAAUUAUCGAGUUUUUUUUUUAUUCUUGUUUAACUCAUUGCAAUUGUGGAAUCAUCAUUUAGUGCGGGACAGUCUCGCUGUAGCGAGAUUUACCUUUGUUGGGCUGUACAUGUAUGUAUUUAAAUUUGCAACGUACAUUACUUCGUGCAAGUGUUUGCUCAUAUAUAAUUUUCACGUGAAAUAAAAAUUCCCAUACAUAAACAAUAUCACCCACCUUUUAUGACGUCACAUAUACAUUUUGUAGUUUAACUAGCAGACGUGCUCAUCCUGCGGUAUUUUACGUACAUUCAUUGCUGUUUUCGCCGGACCAAUAAACCUGUACUAUCUACAAUGUCGGACAUAUGUGCGGUAUUGAUUUUAUUUAAAUUAUGCAUUCAAUGAUUUUUCAUAUUCGUAUUACACCUUUUUCAAACUCGUCACAUUAUCCAGUAUUAAAGCUCAAAUUGCCUCCCGACAGCCUGAACGAAACAAAAAUGGCGGGGGAAACGCAUUAUCCAACAUACAUGUACUAUCAGUGCAAUUCUGGACUUUGUGCUGCAUGGCCUUAAAACUGUCUAUAACAGUAUUGUAAGAUUGACCAGGUAUGUAAUAAAACAUGCUUAAUUCUACGAGUUUAUAGGCAAUAUGGAUACCAGCUUGAAGGUUGAAGGUCAAAAUUAUACCCGUUGUACGCAACCUGCGACUUCUGGUUAGCAACAGAACUCUGGAAUGAAAUGUGUAUGUUCAUGUGCAUCAUGUAGCCGGACUAAAUUUAAUCUUAUUGAAAUAAUAAAAUGAACACAUCUGGUUAUGAAUCGAUCACAUUACUUAGGAUGUGUAAGUUGUUCUCAUAUGUCAGAAAAUAUAAUUCAACAAAAGAACUUAAACGUACAUCUUGUAUAUCUUGCUGUAGAUUUGAACAAGGUUCGUCAUCAAAGUCGUCUUUAUCAUUCAUAGUGCUUAUGCUUUUGUAUGCAUUUCUAUAACAUUUUAUCAUGCCGUGCGCAAAUAAUUCAAAUUAAAGACAGUUUGGAUUAUUACUGAUGACAGGGUGAGCUAUAAAUAAAAUAUUUAUUU
Mizuhopecten yessoensis (Yesso scallop) is the source of this 4247-nucleotide messenger RNA. RefSeq lists its product as uncharacterized. The record is from RefSeq and is a predicted model, not a curated record. The transcript is spliced from 7 exons. Bases 401 to 2626 code for a protein of 741 amino acids. Gene Ontology annotation, biological process: mitophagy by internal vacuole formation; mitochondrial protein catabolic process. Gene Ontology annotation, cellular component: mitochondrial outer membrane. NCBI's taxonomy places the organism in Eukaryota, Metazoa, Mollusca, Bivalvia, Pectinida, Pectinidae.